AUGCACUCGUUCUGCAGCUCAAAGCUGCUUACAGCGGCGCUGGGCGCCAUCCUUUCUUUCACCGCACCCUCGCCAGUAGCAGCAGCACCUACUCCGCAGGCCGCCAGCUCGGUAUCCAGCACUUCUUCUUAUUGGCUUGCCAACCCCAAAUUCCACCAGAACCGGCCAGUCUUGGGCAACCCUGAUGCCUCCUACCCCGUCUGGCGCAAUGUCAUGGACUUUGGUGCCAAGGGCGAUGGUGUGACCGAUGACACCAACGCUAUCAACAUUGCCAUCAACGCUACGUACGCUUCAAGCGGCUCCCCGGGAUCCCUCACCAGAUGUGGCGUCGGCUGCAACUCCUCGACCACUGUGCCGGCCGGUGUUUACUUCCCCGCAGGCACGUAUCUCGUCAGCACACCAAUCAUUAUGGAAUACUACACCCAAAUGAUUGGCGAUCCGACCAACCCGCCUACUCUCCUCGCGGCGUCAAACUUUGUGGGCAUGGCUGUGGUUGACUCUAACCCUUACGGCAUGUAUGGCGUCAAUUGGUACAUCAACCAGAACAACUUCUUCCGCCAGGUUCGCAACUUUGUGAUUGACAUCAGGCAAUGGGGAGGCGGUGCGGCUGGUGCGGGCAUUCACUGGCAAGUCGCACAAGCAACAUCCCUGCAGAACAUAGUGUUCAAGAUGUCCACCAACUCUGGCACCAAGCAGCAAGGCAUCUUCAUGGACAAUGGCAGUGGUGGUUUUAUGGCCGACCUUGUCUUCGAAGGCGGCCUGUACGGCGCCUUCCUCGGCAACCAGCAGUUCACCUCGAGGAACUGGACCUUCAACAACUGCCAAACUGGCAUUUUCAUGAACUGGAACUGGGGCUGGACACUGUCGGACAUGACGUUCAACAACUGCGGUACCGGUAUUGACAUGUCCAACAGCCCAACCAACCAGACCGUCGGGUCUGUAGUCGUCUCCGACAGCACCUUUAGCGGCGUUACCUACGGCAUCAAGUCCGCCUUCCUGCUGAGCGGGAAUGUUCCAGCAACAGGCGGGACCCUAGUUGUCGACAACUGUGACAUGACUGGUGCCACGCACGCAGUCGUUGACGUGAACAGCAACCAGCUCCUGGCAGGUGGCAACACCGUGGUAUCAUGGGGUUCUGGCAACGUCUACGACCAUAGCGGCACGCCGAAGCUUACCCAAGGCGCUCUUACGCCACCCAUGAAGAACUCGCAACUCACUACGGCAGGCAACAAGAUCUUCUCACGCACCAAGCCGCAGUACGAGAGGGUUGACGCUAGCCAGUUCUUAUCAGCUAUCACUGACGGUGGUCUGAAGGGCGAUGGCACGACCGAUGACACCAGCGCCAUGCAGUCGUUCUUGAACAAUGCCGCUAGCCAGAACAAGAUCGCCUAUUUCGACCAUGCAACCUACCGCGUCACGCAGACCGUGGUAGUCCCCGAGAAUGUGAAGAUUGUCGGCGAAGUCUGGUCAACCAUCUUAGCCACGGGCUUUACCGAUUCGACGAAGCCAACACCAGUAUGGCAAAUCGGUACCCCGGGUCAGACCGGCUACGUCGAAAUCAGUGACAUGUUGUUCGAAAUGCAAGGCUCGAACCCGGGCGCCAUAAUGAUCGAGUGGAACCUCAACUCGGCUCAAGGCAAGUCCGGCAUCUGGGAUACGCAUGUGCGCAUGGGAGGCUCGGCCGGGUCCAAUUUGCUUUAUAGCAACUGCGCGGCAGUGAAGCAAAGUGCCGACGUCAACCAAGACUGCGUUGCCGGCUUUAUGAUGUUCCAUGCAACCCCAUCCUCCGGUGGCGUCUAUCUAGAGAACGUCUGGCUCUGGACCGCAGACCAUGACAUGGAGGACCCAUUGAACAGACAAAUCUCGGUCUAUAACGCCCGCGGCAUGCUCAUCCAGUCGCAAGGUCCGGUCUGGCUAUGGGGUACCGCCUCUGAACACAGCGUUAUGUAUAACUACCAGUUCGACGGAGUGAAGGCUCUCUUCGCCGGCUUCAUCCAAACGGAGACGCCAUACAUGCAGCCAUACCCAUUGGUGCCCACGCCGUUCCAGUACAACAACGCCUACGAUGACCCCACCUUCACCAUCUGCACCGGCUCCGACGCCACCAGCACCAACGUACCCUGCAAGGACGCCUGGGGGCUUCGCAUAGUGAACAGUAACGAUGUCAUGAUCAUGUCUACUGGCAUGUACAGCUUCUUCAACGGUUACACGCAGGACUGCGUGCCGGGCCAGAACUGCCAGGAGAACAUGAUACGCAUUCAGAACAGCCAUGUCAGCAUGUACGCGGUCACGACCAAGGCCGCUGUCAACAUGAUUAUCGAUGACAAUGGCAACACAGUCAAGGGCGCUGACAACCGUAACGUGUUCGGCGAUACGGUGUGCUACUACAACACCAACGGCGGCAACUCGACCUCGUGA
Molecule: messenger RNA, 2418 nt
Organism: Baudoinia panamericana UAMH 10762
Lineage: Eukaryota; Fungi; Ascomycota; Dothideomycetes; Mycosphaerellales; Teratosphaeriaceae
Product: glycoside hydrolase family 55 protein
Exons: 1
Coding region: 1-2418 (805 amino acids)
Molecular function (GO): polygalacturonase activity
Source: RefSeq, a predicted model, not a curated record